This is a messenger RNA of Rosa rugosa (rugosa rose), 3153 nucleotides long. Its product is annotated as pentatricopeptide repeat-containing protein At3g16610. Bases 320 to 2755 code for a protein of 811 amino acids. The transcript has 2 exons. NCBI's taxonomy places the organism in Eukaryota, Viridiplantae, Streptophyta, Magnoliopsida, Rosales, Rosaceae. The record is from RefSeq and is a predicted model, not a curated record. Gene Ontology annotation, biological process: RNA modification. Gene Ontology annotation, molecular function: protein binding; RNA binding; zinc ion binding.
AAAAGCUUUUUGUUUUCGUUUUACCUUUUGUUCUCUGUUUUGACGAUUCUUGCUAACAUAGCAAUUCAAUUCCGACUCACCCCAAAUUUUAUGCGAGUCAUCUUUUUCACAAUUGUUAAGUCACAAUUCCCUGCGGGAGACCCCUACUUUCCUAUACUAUAUGGAUUGAUAUUGUGGGAAUGUAGCUAGGGUUAAAUUAGUGCGCUUGUUUUAAGUGUAUCGAUCAUUGUAGCACCAGGCUCAGUGCUCCUCUUGUGGUUACGAUUAGGAGGCAGCGUCAACAGAUGGAUUAGUGGGUAACGUACACCAAAACAAGGAGAUGUUAUGGUGCGGUCGCCAACUCCCUCGUCGCCAUGUUAUUGACCAAUUCACAACUCUAGGCGCACAAGCCUUUUCAUCAAACCCUCUUCACUACUACUGUAACUACACAAAUCUCCUUGAAGCCUGCAUUCGAUCUAAAUCUGUCGCUCAAGCCAAGAUAAUCCAUCAACUUGUUAUAAAAGACAAUACCCAGAUCGAGGACAGGUCUCUUCUACUUGAAAAACUAGCCCGGCUCUACUUGACCUGUAAUCAAGUUGAGGUCGCACGCCGAGUGUUCGACGAAAUUCCCCAACCAAAUCCAAAUGUUAUUAUUUGGAACCUAUUGAUAAGAGCCUAUGCAUGGAACGGACCGUUUGAACGAGCCAUAGAGUUGUACUAUGGCAUGCUCGAACUGGGCGUUAAACCAAGCAAGUACACGUACCCUUUUGUUCUCAAGGCAUGCUCGGGUUUGCAGGCGCUACACGUUGGUCAAGACAUUCAUCAACAUGCGAAACGACUUGGGCUCGGCUCUGACGUCUAUGUUUGCACUGCUUUGAUUGAUUUGUACGCAAAAUGUGGAGACUUGGUAGCUGCGCAGAGUGUGUUUGAUGGUAUGCUGUAUAAAGAUGUUGUGGCGUGGAAUGCUAUGAUUGCUGGGUUUUCGCUUCAUGGUCUUUGUGGUGACACUGCAGAGUUGCUGGUUCAAAUGCAGAGAGCGGGAACUGCCCCGAAUGCCUCUACCAUUGUUGCGGUUCUUCCCACAGUUGCGCAAGCUAACGCGCUGAGCCAAGGGAAGGCCAUGCAUGGUUACUCCAUGAGGAGGAGGUUUAGUGAUGACGUGGUACUUAGUACUGCGCUUUUGGAUAUGUAUGCUAAAUGUCAGUGCAUAGUUUACGCGAGGAGAAUCUUUGAUGCAAUGAGUGUCAGGAAUGAGGUUUGUUGGAGUGCGAUGAUAGGCGGCUGUGAUUCCAUGAGAGAGGCAAUGUCAUUGUUUGAUGAAAUGGUGGUGAAAGAUGUAAGAAAACUGACACGAGUUACACUGGGGAGCAUACUCCGAGCUUGCACAAAGCUAACUGAUCUGAGUAGAGGGAGACGAGUACAUUGUUAUGCAAUUAAAGCCGGUUUUGAUUUAAAUACAAUGGUGGGCAACACCAUCCUUUCUAUGUAUGCAAAGUGUGGGAUUAUAGAUGAUGCAUUCAGGUUAUUUGAUAUAAUGGAUCCAAAAGACACGGUUUCUUAUGGGGCUAUCAUCUCAGGUUGUGUGCAGAAUGGUUAUGCAAAGGAAGCUUUGCUUAUAUUCCACCAAAUGCAGUUGUCUGGGAUUGAUCCAGAUUUGGCAACCAUGGCAGGUGUUUUGCCGGCUUGUUCACAUUUGGCAGCCCUGCAACAUGGGGCCUGUGGCCAUGGUUAUUCAAUUGCUCAUGGCUUUGCUACAGACACCUCAAUUUGUAAUGCCUUAAUAGACAUGUACUCGAAAUGUGGGAAGAUCCAUAUAGGCAGGCAAGUAUUCGACAGAAUGCUUAAGCGGGAUACUGUCUCAUGGAACACAAUGAUAGUUGGUUAUGGGAUUCAUGGCCUUGGGAUGGAAGCAAUUUCACAGUUCCACAAUAUGCAGGCAGCUGGAAUAAAGCCCGACGAUGUGACUUUCAUUGGCCUCUUAUCUGCUUGCAGUCAUUCGGGGCUUGUCACUGAAGGAAAACACUGGUUUAGUGCUAUGAGUCAAGAUUUCAGCAUAACCCCAAGGAUGGAACACUACAUAUGCAUGGUGGAUCUUCUUGCCCGAACUGGACUGUUGGCCGAGGCGCACAGUUUCAUUCAAAGCAUGCCAUUUGAGGCUGAUGUUCGAGUAUGGAGUGCACUACUUGCUGCAUGUAGGGUUCACAAUAAUAUUGAACUUGGGGAAGAAGUGUCCAGGAAAGUUCAAGGGCUAGGAUCUGAAGGUACCGGAAAUUUGGUCCUCUUAUCUAAUAUGUACAGUUCUAUUGGGAGAUGGGAUGAUGCAGCGCAUGUCAGAAUUAAACAGAAGGAUCAAGGCCUUAAGAAGAGUCCAGGAUGUAGUUGGGUCGAGAUUAAUGGGGUGAUUCAUGGAUUUCUCGGUGGAGAUCAGUCCCAUCCUGAAUCGGCUCAGAUACAUGAAAAAUUAGAGGAACUGCUAGUAGACAUGAAAAGGAUGGGAUAUUGUGCAGAAAAUAGUUUUGUUCUCCAAGAUGUUGAGGAAGAGGAGAAAGAAAGGAUCCUCCUCUAUCAUAGUGAAAAACUAGCCAUUGCUUAUGGAGCUCUUCAUCUGAGCCCGGGGAAACCCAUUUUUGUUACUAAAAAUCUGCGGGUCUGUGGUGAUUGCCAUGCUGCUAUAAAGUCCAUCUCUCUUGUUACAAAGAGAGAGAUAACCGUAAGAGAUGUGAGUCGGUUUCAUCAUUUCAGUGAUGGAAAUUGCAGUUGUGCAGACUUUUGGUGAAGAAGAGAAUGCAUGGGUGUAUUCAAUGCCGUCCCUGCCUCUUCGACUAUAUGAUAUCUGCCAAGGCAGUUUAAAAAGUGGGAAGAUUCAACACGAAGGAACUCAAAGUUUUCGGAAUGUGAGUCGGGACUUGAUGGUCCACUGUGAUCGUGCAAAAGUUCUCGGAGUCCACUGGAUACAGGAAUCUGUAGGUGAGUGCUUGAUACUGUUUUUAUCAUAUCAGAUCAUAUUGUAUCAUCAUGUAUAUAGACUUGGUAAACAAAUGGGUUGCCAUAAUACAUCAUAAAUUUGACAGAGAAUGAAAAUCCAAUGAGCUUCCCAAUAAGUGACAGAUGUUGGCCUCUCUUUUUCUGUAAGAAGAUAAUAUUAUUGUAAAGUAGUAGUACUCUUAUCUUGUC